Trematosphaeria pertusa is the source of this 1369-nucleotide messenger RNA. RefSeq names its product FAD-binding domain-containing protein. The record is from RefSeq and is a predicted model, not a curated record. Lineage: Eukaryota; Fungi; Ascomycota; Dothideomycetes; Pleosporales; Trematosphaeriaceae. Bases 158 to 1369 code for a protein of 403 amino acids. Gene Ontology annotation, molecular function: FAD binding; oxidoreductase activity. The transcript is spliced from 4 exons.
UCGAGGGUUCCUAGGCCUUUGGCCUCGUAGCCGAAGACUACGAGUUCGUUGGUGUAGGGGUCAAUUAUCGAUCGGACGCGAACGGAUGCCUUAUCUUGUUGUUUAUAAGUGCUGCCAGUCGGUGAGGCACAUCUGAGUACGCCUAGGAUCAAGCAGUAUGGCGAUCACCUUUGAAGAGUUCCGCACCGCAUUCCAAAGAAACAUUACCACUCCCCAGGGCCACGAUUAUGCGCGUCUGGUCCAUCGCUGGUCGCCAAAUGAGGAAGGCAAGCCCUUGCUCGUGGUAGAGCCACUUCUUGAAAAAGACGUCUCGUGGGCUAUACGUUAUGCCAACUUGAACAACGUCGAAGUCGCUGUUGUCGCCGGCGGGCAUUCUUUCAUGGGCGCGUCAAGCUCGAAUGGGGGCAUGCAAAUCGACCUUCGGUGCGUGAAGCAGGUCUACGUCGAGAACGAGCGGUUCGGCGCCGACGGGAUCCUGAGUGUCCAAGGCGGUGCAUCGAUAGGCUUCUUUGGGUGGCUGCUGGGCGGAGGGGCCGGAUGGGCGAUGGGCAAGUACGGCUAUGCUGUCGACUCGGCGCUGUCGGCGCGUGUAGCGCUAGCGUCUGGCGAGGUCGUGACGGCAUCGCUGGACGAGAAUCCCAACCUCUUCUGGGCGCUCCGGGGUGCAGGCUACAACUUUGGCGUCGUCACGAGCCUCAAGCUGCGCGUCGAGGCUUGCCCACAUAGGAUCUUUUUCGCCUUGCUCGCCUACCAAACCUCUGAGUUCGAGGCAUUGAUUGCCGCAUCAGCGGAGUACGCCAAGACUCAAGGAGGCGAAGACUCCCUGGGAAUUAUCUAUGGGACGCAAGACGCCUUCGGGGGGCCUGGGGAGUCCAUGCUGCUGAUCUUGUAUUACCAUGGGCAUGACGAGGCCGAGGCGCGACGCCGAUUCAAGCCCGUUAUGGACAUACCGCAUAUGCCUCUCCGCUGUGGCAUGGAGUGGUUGACCGCUGCGUGCGACUUGGUUGAGUCCACGAUACCAUAUACGCGCCGCUAUGCCGACUCCACGGCCAUGGCCGACAUGUCAUUUGAUGCGUUAAAGCCGGCUUUGAGAAAAUGCGCGCCUGGUACGGACAAGGCCGAGGACGAGGAUGAGGCGAUACGGCUCUGCAAAGAUAUUAUCAGUGAAAUCCAUGGGAAGCAGGAACAAAUCCUUGGCCUUCGGGAUCACAGGUGGGGAUCGGUAUAUCCGAAUGGAGCUCUCCUUCCCGGCACUGAGGCGUCCUACGUUUUCGGGGAUAGGUAUCCCCGUCUUCAGGAGGUUAAGGCGAAGUACGACCCUGGGAACUUUUUUCAUAAGAAGCAUCCCAUAGAACCUCUGAAGCGUUGA